ACUUGGUAUAGAAGAACGGUCACGGGUUAAAUUGAAUUAAGGGACGAAAACUUGGGGGACAGGUAUAGUAUAUUAAUAUAUAUAGUGUGUUAUAUAGGUCUCUCUAUGCAGUGUAGUAUAUAGGCUCUAUACGUGUAUUUCAAAAUGGAACUCCCGCGCCAAUACUGACCGUCCUUCUAUACCAAGAUAUAUUCGUUGGUAUAACAGCACGUUUCUGAUGUUCCGUUGCACCGGCUUGGAUAAACUAUUUAUUUUAUAAGUUUAUAUUGAUUUUGUGGAUACUAGAAGCCAGUUCGAUACUCAAGAUGCCUGUUGUUAAACUAACGUCGAACGACGAAUACGUGAAUUUUCUCAAGUCAAAUGAUUUAUCUGUGAUUCAUUUCUAUGCACCAUGGGCAGAUCAGUGCACCCAAAUGAAUGAAGUACUCGAACAGAUGACAAAGCUGGAUGAAUACAAAAAUGUGAAAUUUGCAAACAUUGUGGCCGAAGAUUUGCCAGAAAUUUCUAUGAAGUGUAGUAUCACAGCUGUACCAACUACAGUGCUAUUUAAUAAGGAAAACAUUGUAGGAAGAGUUAAUGGUGCUAAUCCAUCAGAAGUCAAGGAGCAAAUCAAGAAACAUUUGUCAAAUAAAAAUGAGUCAUCUCAAACUCUUGAAGAUAAACUGCAGGCAUUAAUAGACAAAGCUCCCUGUAUGUUAUUCAUGAAGGGAAAUAGGGAUACCCCAAGGUGUGGUUUUUCUAGAACAAUCAUUGCUUUAUUGGAAGAGCACAAGGCCGACUAUGAAACAUUUGACAUUUUGGAAGACAACGAAGUCAGAGAAGGACUGAAAAAAUAUAGCAACUGGCCAACGUACCCACAACUUUACAUCAGAGGUGAACUCAUUGGAGGUUUGGAUAUAGCUAGGGAGAUGAGUGAAUCUGGAGAGUUGGACAGUAUGUUGCCCAAAAAAUCACAAGGUAAUCUUGAGGAUAGGCUCAAGAAGUUGAUUAAUCAAGCACCUUGCAUGCUAUUCAUGAAAGGAAACCGAGAUGUUCCUCGCUGUGGAUUCUCAAGAACAAUCAUUAAUCUUCUGAACGAACAUAAAGCUGAUUAUCAAACCUUUGACAUCUUGGAAGAUAAUGAGGUCAGAGAAGGUCUUAAAAAAUACAGUAAGUGGCCGACGUAUCCACAGCUUUAUAUUAAUGGUGAACUCAUUGGAGGACUUGACAUAGUUAAGGAAAUGAGUGAAGCAGGAGAAUUAGAUAGUAUGUUGCCAAAAAAAGAAGCAUAAAUAAUUCUUAAGUUCUUUUUUUAUAUGCUUAAUUGCCAGCUACUGUAAUCAAAUCAAAAGUAUACUUUACAUUUAUUACCUAUUGUAAUUAAAUUACUUUAAUUUAAAAAAAAUGUAAUGUAAAGUAAAGCAUAUCUAACUAUAAUUUAAUUGAAUUUCAUCAAGUAUACUUGGUUCAAUAAAUAAAUUAUUGAAAAACCUA
Messenger RNA from Nasonia vitripennis (jewel wasp), 1473 nucleotides. It is a transcript of the gene Grx3, whose product is annotated as glutaredoxin-3. The transcript is spliced from 2 exons. Lineage: Eukaryota; Metazoa; Arthropoda; Insecta; Hymenoptera; Pteromalidae. The coding region runs from base 306 to 1271 and encodes 321 amino acids. The record is from RefSeq and is a predicted model, not a curated record.